CCCACGUGGUUCCGGCAGUGAAAAUGGCGGCAGUAGGAGCCCCAAGCUCGCGCGAGUCCGCUCCAAGAAUCUUGCGUCUGGUGGCUGAGUGCAGUCGCUCCAGAGCCCGGGCGGGUGAGCUGCGGCUACCGCAUGGAACUGUGGCCACCCCUGUGUUCAUGCCUGUGGGUACACAGGCCACCAUGAAGGGUAUCACGGCGGAGCAACUGGACUCGCUGGGCUGCCGCAUAUGCUUGGGCAACACCUACCAUCUGGGGCUGAGGCCGGGUCCGGACCUGAUCCAGAAAGCCCAGGGUCUUCAUGGCUUCAUGAAUUGGCCCCACAAUCUGCUGACGGAUAGUGGCGGCUUCCAGAUGGUGUCCCUCUUCUCCCUGUCCGAGGUGACGGAGGAGGGCGUCCGCUUCCGCUCGCCAUACGACGGAGAAGAGACACUUCUGAGCCCAGAGAGGUCCGUGGAAAUCCAGAACGCUCUGGGCUCGGACAUCAUUAUGCAGUUGGACGACGUGGUGAGCAGCACGGUGACAGGCCCUCGAGUGGAGGAGGCCAUGCACAGGUCAGUCCGCUGGCUGGACAGGUGCAUCGCAGCCCACCAGCAUCAGGACAAGCAGAACCUCUUUGCCAUCAUCCAGGGCGGACUGAAUGCUGAUCUCCGCACCACUUGUCUGAAAGAAAUGACCAAGAGGGAUGUGCCUGGCUUCGCCAUUGGAGGGCUGAGUGGGGGAGAGAGCAAGGCACAGUUCUGGAAGAUGGUGGCAUUGAGCACCUCCAUGCUGCCCGAGGACAAGCCACGCUACCUGAUGGGGGUUGGCUAUGCCACUGACUUGGUGGUCUGUGUGGCCCUUGGAUGUGACAUGUUCGACUGUGUAUUCCCCACGAGGACAGCGCGCUUUGGCUCCGCCCUUGUGCCCACGGGAAACCUGCAGUUGAAGAAGCAGCAGUAUGCCAAAGAUUUCAGCCCCAUAAAUCCUGAGUGUCCCUGUCCCACCUGCCGGAAGCAUAGCCGAGCCUUCCUGCACGCUCUCCUGCACAGUGACAACACUGCAGCGCUGCACCACCUCACUGUGCACAACAUUGCCUAUCAGCUGCAGCUCCUGACUGACCUGCGAAGCAGCAUCUUGGAGCAGCGCUUUCCUGAGUUCGUGCGAAACUUCGUGCGCACCAUGUAUGGUGACCACAGCCUCUGUCCUUCCUGGGCCGUGGAAGCACUGGCCUCUGUGGGAAUCACACUCACAUAAUCUGGUUGCUAAGGAGGGACGCUGGGGUAUGGGGUCUACUGAA
Acomys russatus (golden spiny mouse) is the source of this 1278-nucleotide messenger RNA. RefSeq names its product queuine tRNA-ribosyltransferase catalytic subunit 1 (gene Qtrt1). Gene Ontology annotation, molecular function: tRNA-guanosine(34) queuine transglycosylase activity. Lineage: Eukaryota; Metazoa; Chordata; Mammalia; Rodentia; Muridae. The record is from RefSeq and is a predicted model, not a curated record. The coding region runs from base 24 to 1235 and encodes 403 amino acids. Gene Ontology annotation, cellular component: cytosol. The transcript has 9 exons.